Molecule: messenger RNA, 4334 nt
Organism: Mycena citricolor
Lineage: Eukaryota; Fungi; Basidiomycota; Agaricomycetes; Agaricales; Mycenaceae
Source: the annotation of a GenBank genome assembly
GUCUCGAGGUCAAUUAAGUGCGGCCCCCGCACGAGAUCCUCAUUUUCCGUUGGACAUUUGCAAAAGACGCUGAUCCGUCCGCUUGCGAUCGAGUCCAUGGCCGUCUAAAGUACGAACCGUCCACGUUUCUGGCUGAGUACCACCGAGACUCCCUGCUUGCAACGGGAACCGGGGAAGUGGCCUGCACGUCGCUGAGUGACCCCCCGAGAUGCCCGGUGCAGAAGAUCUUGCGUGUUGGUUGGACUGAGGCUAGACUGAAGCGGUUGCAACCAAUAUGUUCGGAGGAGACGACCGGAUUCCAUUUAGAUGGAGGAAAUUCUGUGGUUGGGAUCUUCGGAACCUUCUUAGACGACGAUGGGAACGUCGACGUCAGCGGUCGUCAUGUCCAGAGAUGCGCGCUCUUAACUCUCGAGUUGCUGAGCAUCGGCUUCGGCAGAGAAACGGCAACGCGAGAUCAGGUUCCUGAUCAGAAGGAUCAGGAUGGCGGUUGUGGGCCUUUGUGGGCCUGUGUUAACGUCGCCCUGUGGCGCUGGACGACGCGUCGGGCCCCGCCGCUGCGCAGUGAAAAAUAGAACAGAGAUUUACACUCCAUUCGAAAGCACCUCUCCGCCGGUUUCUCUCAGCACCAGGUCUCAAAAUUAUGCCGAAACCGAUUGGAAACUUUCGCCCGGUAGACUUGGAGCUGGCUUACAAAUUCGAAAGCUGCCAAGUAAACGCACGCACAUGAAUUUGCUUGUUAGCCAAGACGGUCAGUUCGGGAGCCGGAGAACCAAAGUUCUGAGUACCGAUGGCCGACGUCGCGACGCUGUGAUGUGUCACGGAGUCACAGCCAUAGGUACUCAUCAUUUGUCAUCACACCACGUACAUGGAAGAUUAUGUGUCCGACUCGUACGACAGCCAAUCAGACUCUCCUCACCCUUCUGAGCCGGUAGUACCCCUGCCCAAACUCAAGCUCGUUCUACCUCCACUCAAGGAUCUGAAGCGAUCCGCCAAAAAGUCCAAGUCCAAGUCCAAGAAGGGGCCCUUUGCGUAUUCAGAGUAUGGAGAUUCUCCUGCCCAGCAGAAAGUGCCCCGGCCCGUGAAAUUGAAGCCUCUGAAAGAAGUUUUGAGUCGCCUCAUAGUGUUGCUGAAGAAGAAGGAUGACUAUGCGUUUUUCCUCAAGCCUGUAGACCCAAACAACGUUCCCGGCUACCUCGAUGUCGUCAAGCGGCCAAUGGAUCUAGGAACCAUGGGUGUUAAGGUCGAGAAGGGGAGAUAUCGCUCACUAGAUGAUUUCGCCAACGAUCUUAAGCUGGUCACAUCCAACGCCAAAGCGUUCAAUCCCGAAGGCACGAUCUACCACACCGAAGCCGAUCGUCUCGAAACAUGGGGCUUGGAUCAGAUCAGCAAAGCGGCUUCGACUGUGAUACAGUACGAGACAGACUGGAAUAUGGAUGGGGACAAUGAAGGAAUUGAGGACGAUGCGGAUGAUUACUCUCUGGCCGUCGACGCACCCCAAGACGUCGAGACACGCAGUCGUUCCCCUUCCUUGUCGCUCGGGACUUCUCGCCUCAAUAUGCUCCGAAGGGGCCCCAGAGGACCGUACAAUAAGAAAGAGAACGCGGUCACUGUGGCCGAAACCAUAGAUGCCGAAGGACGAUUACCCGGCUCAAAGGACGGGCUUGGGGCAUUCCCACCUAAUUCUGAUCUAGCCAGGACUAUGCUGAUGUUGAAGCACAAAGGCAAGCGGUACAAGACGAAGAAGGAACGACUGCGUUUCGAGAAAGACGGACCGCCGUUCCGCAACGACGGGAGUCUCGACUACACUGAAGUGGAGGACCCAUUCUCUUACUUCUCUGGCCUUGUGCCCGAGCCUCUCACCCGCCCUCAACUCGUGCCAUUAUACCAUUCACAGCCCGUGCCCGUCUCGAACGUGCCCACGCUUCUACGGGAAGCGACCGCCACCCCAAGCCCCGCCGGUCCAUCAUAUCCGAUGCCCACCAUGUUCCCGUCGUCUGCGCAACUCCCCCAACCAGCUGCCUCCACGUCAGACAAGCAUUGGUCUGUCCUCCGCGGUGGUGUUCCACGCCGAUUGAAGGAAGAGUCCGGGACGAACACCGAGGACCUCGAAGAACACGCCCGCGAGCCACAUGCGCUCGAUUUUGGCUCCUUGGCCGUCUUGGCGGGCGAACUCGCGGCCGAAAUGCGUCGUCGCGGUGAAUUUCUGCCGGAGGCGAUUGAGGAAGCAGACGUUCUGCAGAAGACGGCAGUCAGGCUGAGCCUACAGAUACCCCCAACAGCUGCGCAGCCGGAUGAUGAUUACUGGAGUGUCUCGCAUGCUCACGACGCGGAGACUUACAUUCGGGAUGUGGUAUACGGCGGUCUCGAUGGCCUCGCUUAUGCCCGCAGUCUGGCUGAAUUCGUAUCCACUCCCGCACUAGAUUGCGAUUCGCCAGCGACGCCAGAUUCGCGCCCCUUAGGAAUGAGUCUGCCGACUUGGGUUUCGCGGAACGUGCUGGACCCGCUGACCGGCGGCCGCCACGCUCUUCUGCAGCAGACUGCAAUGCAACUGAAGUCUGCUUCAUGUGUGGUGGAUGAGGACGACAGCAAACUGCCGGCGCUGGUCGCGGCUGCUGUCCAGGUUCGACCACAGGCUGCUUCGUCUCUUGCGGCUCUGCGCCAGAUCCAGACAUAUCAGAUCGACAUGGGCGCCCUGCUGCAGUCUGCAGAGGAUAUGACACACAGCGAAAAGGAAUGGGAAGGCCACGGACUCGAGCCGGACAAGGUCGAUCUGAAUGCUGUGCUCGACUACGUCGCCGACGCACUCUAUCUGCUGCAAGCCGAGCAGGACGGCCACAUCAAACUCGAGCCGGAUGUGAACAUGGACACGGGCGAGAGUGCCGUUCUCCGCAAUCUGCGACUGAACUUGCUGGAGCUGGCCAAAAGGGCCCCUGUAGACACACUGGCGAGACUUCCGGGCUCAGAUCUCGUGCCGGAAUUGUAUCGGCCGUUUGUACCCACCCUGAGUACUUGAGUCUUGUAAUGUGGUGUAUGUAUGUCUUGGGUGAUCAUGGAUUGUUGAUGGUCACGGGAUCGCGUCUGAUCGCCUUGGCGCGGUUGUCUACGUGACCUUGACUGCGCCCAGCCGUCUCAGACGCUUGACUUGCCUCUGAUGCAAUGCAUUCUCGAAUUCGAUAUCCACGCGCGCUCUCAUGCUGCUAUAUCCCCGAGUCCUUGAUAGCCAUUUUCCCAGCAGACCCGCCACUGUGGCACGGCGUUGCAACAGAUGUCUCACCGGACACUGAAGCGGGAUGGAGUCUGUCGCCACGCAGGCCGCCCGAGGUUGAUCCUGACUGGUGCUUGGACUCUCGCUGGUCAUCUCCGUGUCCUGUCUCGGAGGGAUCGCCGUGUACUGAGACUCGACCAAAAGCGAUCCACCCCUCCUAUACUCAGCCCCUCCUCGAGUCUGCUAUAAAUACGACGCGUCCUCAACUAGAGAAGACACGCUCGUCGACAGCUGGACGCUCGUCUCCUUGUUUCCUCCCGCUGGCUGCGCUACCUUGAUGGGAGAGUGCUUAGGCUUUGGUAGACGCGUGGACCCAGCCUCUGAUUAGCGCUUGGGCUUGGACCGUCCCUAGUGAUGCGAGGGCUUCCUUGUCGCGAGGCAGAGGGUGAAUCGGCUGCGUGCUCGCUCCAUUACCGUGAGGCGCAUUGCACCAACCGCUCCCACUCGGACUCGGCACAGUCUUCGUCAGGCGACUCCCAUGGAACGAUGUCGGAUCAGCUUCGAUGCGGCGGGUGCCCUCUCCUUGCGAUGGUAGGUGGUCGCUCGGUUAGGAGGACAGCGGGCCCCUUGAUGAGAGAGUGCUUGGGCAUUGGUAGACGCGCAGACCCAGCCUCUGAUUAGCGCUUGGGCUUGGACCGUCCCUAGUGAUGCGAGGGCUUCCUUGUCGCGAGCCAGAGGGUGAAUCGGCUGCGUGCUCGCUCCAUUGCCGCGAUGCGCAUUGCACCAACCGCUCUCACUCGGGUCCACCCGCUGGACAGGCCUACAAAGACCCCCGGCUCCUGCAGAUCACGUGCCACAUUGAUCGGCGGCGGGUUCGAUUCAGGCCGCGUGGCGCGCACCUCAAACAAGCGGGAUAAAUAUGUUCAAUCCAUGAACAUUGUAUAGAUAUUUGUAUCUUUAUAAAUGCAUUGACUUUUCCUUUUCUCUUUGUGAAUGUGAAUGUGGCUACCUGCUUGCUCAAUCAAGGAUAAAGCAGGCUCCAGAGCCUUAGCCAGGCCAGGUGCCAUACCAUUCAAAGUGCUUCGAAGCAGCGCUUAAGGUUUGCUUUGCGCUCCUUGGAGAAAUAGAA